AUGGAUGUAUUCUCCACAUCCCAGGGCUUCUACGACAGCACUUGCGCCUCAUCCCCUGAAACUUUGGAGUUUGGAACCGGAGGGGAACUUGCUGGAUCCGAGGAGGACGAGCACAUUCGGGUCCCCGGGGCCCCGCACCAGCCGGGUCACUGCCUGCAAUGGGCCUGCAAAGCUUGCAAGCGAAAAUCCAGCACAGUGGACCGCCGAAGAGCUGCCACCAUGAGGGAACGGCGCAGGCUGAAGAAGGUGAACCACGCUUUUGAGGCUCUACGUCGCUGCACAUCCGCCAAUCCCAGCCAGCGUCUUCCCAAGGUGGAGAUCCUGAGGAACGCCAUCCAGUAUAUCGAGAGCCUUCAAGAGCUUCUCCGGGAACAGGUGGAAAACUACUACAACCUGCCUACAGAGAGCAGCUCAGAGCCCGCCAGUCCAUCUUCUAGCUGUUGUGAAAGCAUGAUUGACUGCAACAGUCCUGUUUGGCCUCAGAUGAAUCCAAACUUUGGGAAUAACUACAACUUUGAUGCACAAAAUGCUAGUGUAGUGGACAGAACUCCCGGAACAUCUAGUUUGCAGUGUUUGUCCAGCAUUGUGGACAGGCUGUCCUCAGUAGACACAGGAGUUGCUGUGGGAAUGAGGAAUAUGAUUGCUCUUUCACCAACUGGAAGUGACUCUCAGUCCACUUCUCCAGACAGUCCCAGCAACAGACCAGUCUACCACGUCCUGUGAGAGGGACUGAGACACUCCAUCCUGGUUAUGCCCAGGCCAACACAGAAUUUGUGCCUCCAAAUUGGAAUGUCCAUCAUUCACAACGUUCUACACAUCCUUUCAGUUAUGUGUUGGAUCAUUAAAGGGAUACUUCACCCAAAAAUGAAAAUUCUCCCAUCAUUUACUCACCCUCAUGCUAUCCCAGAUGUAUGACUUUCUUUCUUCUGCUGAACACAAAUGGACAUUUUUAGAAAAAUCCAUACAUCUCAUACAAACAAGUCCAUAC
Messenger RNA from Myxocyprinus asiaticus (Chinese sucker), 988 nucleotides. RefSeq names its product myogenic factor 5-like. Gene Ontology annotation, molecular function: RNA polymerase II cis-regulatory region sequence-specific DNA binding; DNA-binding transcription factor activity, RNA polymerase II-specific; protein dimerization activity. Gene Ontology annotation, biological process: muscle organ development; positive regulation of myoblast differentiation; regulation of transcription by RNA polymerase II. The record is from RefSeq and is a predicted model, not a curated record. The coding region runs from base 1 to 723 and encodes 240 amino acids. The transcript has 3 exons. NCBI's taxonomy places the organism in Eukaryota, Metazoa, Chordata, Actinopteri, Cypriniformes, Catostomidae.